This is a messenger RNA of Amborella trichopoda, 1186 nucleotides long. NCBI's taxonomy places the organism in Eukaryota, Viridiplantae, Streptophyta, Magnoliopsida, Amborellales, Amborellaceae. The record is from RefSeq and is a predicted model, not a curated record.
GUGAUUGAUCCACAGACCACCACACUGCUUUGGAUUUGAAAUGGUUUUGUUGUUAAAGAAAUAGAGGUUUAGGGUUUGAGGUCGACCUUAUAGAAAUCACACCCUUUCUAGAAAACAUUUUCACUCGAACCUCAUGCGCCAGAGAAAUGCCAAAACCAAAUCAGUCCUAAAUUUCUAUUUGAUUCCUCGUCCUAAUCAGCCAGUUAGAAUCACCGGGUUUUAUAACAGUAGGCAAAACUCCAAACCUCUGAGCAUUUAACCUCAAAACUCUGAACCUCCAAGCCUUUAACCUAAUUUGCAAGUCUCUAACCCUUUCGCUCAGAACCCUACCAAGUCAACCAUCCAUUGCCACUCGCCCCAACGAAGCUCAAUCUGCAGUAACUCCUGUCCUCCUUGCCUCAGGUUUAUUCCCCUUAUUGCCCCCAUUGCCGCAAGCUAAGAGCUCAUAGAAAGCUACACAUCAACAUUACCAAAGAGGCAAAAAUAACAGCACCAUGCUUUAUUAAAUAGGGUUCUCAGCUUUCAGUCUACCAAUUUUCACUUUUUCCCAGAUUCCAGAAAGUCAGCAGCAGGGAGAAUCCUAGGGAAAUUGCAGAGAAAGUUAUCAAACGCACCCUAAACCUGCAAUCCCUUUCCAGAUCCCCAUGGGAGAAGAUAGCCAUGCUCAGACAGUGUGCGAGCGCAAGCGCAAGAAACUCAAGGUAGAACUCGACGUUGCAGAGGCUUUGGAUUCUUACAUCGCGCCCUGUGUGGGGUACUUUCCCUCUGGUUUUGAUCCUUUAAGGCACAACAAAAAUGACGGUGAGCUGAAAAUUAAGGCAUAUCGGGCCGUACCCAAUUACAAGUCCUGGUGCAUGCAAGUUGUUGUGAGCCCCGAAGGCUCCAAUGUGGACUUUGUCGGCACGAAUUAUACAGGUGAAGCAGCUGUUUCCCAAUCCUGCAGCUAUGCCUUAGGUGUUCUUGACAAAGAGAAACAAAUCCUAACUGUUGUUCCCAUUGCUGGAGACAAGGUUUUUAGAAUGGAACCAAGAGUUAGAGGGCUACAAUAUGAAGAUGCAGUAUAUGAAGAGCCAAAGGAAGUGGAGAACACCCCGCAAAUUAAGAGGUCGGACAAGAUCCGGAAUCUGACCCUAAACUUUGGAACACGACAAGCUAAACACUCUGUAUGAAUCUAUCUUUUUUCUUU